Aspergillus caelatus is the source of this 2634-nucleotide messenger RNA. RefSeq lists its product as uncharacterized. NCBI's taxonomy places the organism in Eukaryota, Fungi, Ascomycota, Eurotiomycetes, Eurotiales, Aspergillaceae. The transcript has 18 exons. Bases 1 to 2634 code for a protein of 877 amino acids. The record is from RefSeq and is a predicted model, not a curated record.
AUGGCUACCAUCCGCCUAGAUGUCAACCUCUUCAACGCCAAAGAUGACUCGGUCAAGAGGACGAACUGUGUUCCUUUGAAAGAGUUUGACAUUAGUAGCAAGAAGCUUUCUGACGUGCGAUCGGUGCUUAUUGAGAACGGUGGCUUGGAUGCCAGCAAGGUCGGAUGUUCGUUCUGCUCACCGACGGGGGCUCUGGUCAACGAUGCUUCGUCCUUCUCGGAUUAUGUGGAUAUUCUAUCUGAGGGAGGAGAGGAGAAGGAGGGCGGUGAUAAGAAAACGAAGAAUAUCUACAAUGUCUACGUCUACCUGAAGAGCAAAAAGACUACCACUGGCUUAAGUGAUGAAGCCAAGGAGACUAUUAAGAAAGAGCUCAAUCUCAAACUCAGCGAUAAACCGGAAUUGCUCAAAACCUCACUGGACCAGCUCACCAGUUCCUUCAACAAAGCCGACUGGCUAGCGGAGGCUAGCGAAGGUGCUACCAACCCUGCCGAUAUGUCGGAGAAAGAAUGGAACGUUGUCAUCCGCAACAAUAGCCUCACCAGCGCUUCUCGAUUAGUGUUUUCCAAUCUGGGCCGAGCAUCGGAUGGAACCAAAAAGCUCAAAUUCCGUCGAAUUGAACGUGCACCAUACAGUGCCUUUGUGUUGAAGCCGAGAAAGUUCCAGCCGCAUGAAAUUUCGGAUUCAGAGGUCAAGGUCGAGCAACGAUUCCAUAUUCCCCGGUUUGUUGUGGCAGAUGAUUCGUACGUGGAUACGUUUGAGACUAAAUCGUCCGUGGCAACGGCCAUGGCUCGCAGCUCCUUUUCCUCCAUCGAGGCUGAAGCUUCUAUUGAAGGAGGGGCGUUUGGAUUCAGUGCCGCUGUCAGUGCCGGUUUCUCCUCGAGUGAAAGCAGUGCCUUGAGCAAACAGAGUACCGCAGAAAGCAGCGUGAUGAACAUCACCUACAAUUUCCCUCGGGUGGUGUUGCAUUUGGAUGAGUACAGUCUGGCACUAUCGGAUGAAUGUAGCGAGGAUCUCAUGAGGGUCAAGGAUGUUAAUUCUCUGAUUGCCUUUCACCAUAAAUACGGCCACUUUUUCGCCACCCGCGUCGAACUCGGUGGGAGACUGUUUUCAUCGGAAAAGUUCAGCACGUUGGGUACAAGUAGCGAAAGUGAAGCUACAAAGCAGAUGAAGAUCUCAGCUAGUGCCUCAUUCUCAUCCAAGUUUGUGUCUGGUAGUGUCAGUUACAGUCAGGAGAAUGGACAGUCGGCACAGGACAGCGAUUCCAGGCGGGGUAUGCAGAGUUCUAUCUCAUGGCAAGCCCAGGGUGGUGAUACCCUUCUUUGCAACAAGCAAGUCACCCUUUUCCCUCCUGCCUGGUGUCCUACGGUCGCCCCGUUCCAAAACUGGCGUGUCAUCAAGCAAGAAGACGUGAUCCCUCUGGGCGAUUUCAUCGGCCGGAUACCAGGCUACGAAGAUAUUCCAGACAAGUUCAACAAACUAGCUGAAAUCACUAGAAGGAAGGAAACGGUCAGCUUCCGGCUUGGCCUUGAUACAUGGCAACGCGCAGACGAGAAGAAGCCAGAGUAUUUAUCACUCCAUCACGCGUGGAGAAUUCGCCAGGAAGUCACUCAAUUGUACGCUAAAGAACUUGCGAAGGACCCCGUGGCGACCAUGAAAGCUUUACAAGGAAACUUCUGGGCCAUGUAUCAAAUUCCCUCCUCGAUCCAGGGGUUGUACGAUGCUGGUCAUCCUGGAUUGGCAUUUGAAGACAACAAUAGCGAAAAUGUGUUUGACGUUGAAGUCGAAACCCUGUUGAACCAAGCUCCAGCCCUACAAUAUGCAAAACGAUACCAUCUCUUCAACCGCAAAAGGGGCCUGUGGCUACGCUCCAUUAUACUCAACGAAAACGGGAAAGAGAUAACACUGUUGGCUGCUGGACCCAAGCACGAGGCAACACUAUUCGAGUUUCGUGACAGGGACCGAGAGGGACCCAUGCGCAAUGGGGACAAUUGCACUCUGUUGGCGUACGGACCAGAUGGCAAGCAAAAGGGUAUUAUUGCGUUGUCAUUGCGCGGUGAAAAAGCAGGUGAGGGUGUGGACGAUGCGAAGUCGAUUGGAGCAUUGCCAUACAGUGUUCCGAAUGAAGGUCGCAUUCGUUUCACGGUGCUUGAAAUGCCACGAUACAACGUUCCAAUUCACUCCCGCACAAUGAAGUUCACUGCCAUCUCCCUCCUUUUGGCCGCCAGCACCGCACUAGCCAGCCCCGCCAACAUCCGAAGCGAAUCCCUAAAAAUCUCCAGCUUGACAGCAAACUCCUCCAAGCUCGGCGAUUCUAACAUCCAAUUUACUCUCACCGACCCAAAUUACCCUGAUGACACCCCAACUGACUGCACUGUUAUGUGGUCCACCAACUCAAACCCCCCCUCGAAUUCCCGUUGCAACGGAAACAACUACUAUAUCCGGCUGUUGGGUGGAGUCGAGAAAUUCGACAAAUUCACAAUCGAGCUUGAGCGGGUUUCUGGCCCGAUCAAGGAGAUAGGUCAGGCGUCGUUCAGCGAGACUGCCCCUGGCAGCAAGUGGGAGUGCAAGGAAAACCCCCAGGAAGGUGUUCUUAAGCGCUGCUACUACAAUGGUGUUAUGGAGGUUAAGGUCUGA